UAUUUGUAUUGAUUUAAACUAUCCGUCAAGCCGUUAAUAGGUUAUAUGUUCUUUUGUUUGGGGGUAAUUCGAGAAGCUUAAAACGUUUUUCUAUUUGCGUGCUUUUUGAUAACAAUGACCGCGCGCAACGACGAUGAAAGCGACCAAAAAACUGGUCCUGUGGAAAACGCGUGGUCAAUGAAAAUACCCGAAUUUAAGCCUUCAGACAAUCCACAUGGAUUACUGGAAGAGAGUUCUUUCGCUACAUUAUUUCCCCGAUACAGAGAGCAGUACUUGCGUCAAAUUUGGCCUCUGGUGCAAAAGACGUUAAAGGACCACUUUGUUAAAGCAGAACUAGAUGUCAUCGAAGGUAGUAUGACUGUUAAAACCACAAAAAAAACAUGGGAUCCAUACAUUAUCCUAAAAGCUCGGGAUAUGAUUCGGUUAAUGUCAAGAAGCGUGCCUUAUGAACAAGCUAAGCGGGUUUUGGAAGACAAUGUGGGUUGUGAUAUUAUUAAAAUAGGAAAAAUUACUAGAAAUAAGGAAAAGUUUGUUAAAAGGCGUCAAAGAAUAAUUGGACCUAAUGGAUGCACACUUAAGGCACUGGAAUUGCUUACCGAGUGUUACAUCUUGGUCCAAGGUCAAACAGUAUCUGCUUUAGGACCUUACAAAGGCUUGCAGCAAGUGAGAAAGGUUGUGGAGGAUACAAUGAAGAAUGUGCAUCCUGUAUAUAACAUAAAAGCUUUAAUGAUUAAGAAGGAGCUUGCGAAAGAUCCAAAAUUAAAAAAUGAAAAUUGGGAAAGGUUUUUGCCAAAGUUUGUGAAUAAAUCAUCAAGCAAACGGAAGCAGUCCAAGAAAAAGGAAAAGAAACCGUACACACCAUUUCCUCCACCUCAGACUGAGAGCAAGAUUGAUAAACAAUUGGAGUCUGGAGAAUAUUUUCUCACCAAGGAACAGAAGAGAGCCAGAAAACAGAAAGAAAAAGAUGAAAAACAUGCAGAAGCUGCAAAGAGACGGGAAGAAAAGAGAAAAGAAGCGUUUGUUCCCCCAGAAGAACCCCAGGUGUCUAAAAAGAAUCCCAGUUUUAGUAAUAAAGUGGAUAUAGCAGCUCUCAAAGAAAAAAUUUUAAAAGCCAGGAAGAAAAAAUAA
Molecule: messenger RNA, 1128 nt
Organism: Cylas formicarius (sweet potato weevil)
Lineage: Eukaryota; Metazoa; Arthropoda; Insecta; Coleoptera; Brentidae
Gene: dbe
Product: KRR1 small subunit processome component homolog
Exons: 2
Coding region: 115-1128 (337 amino acids)
Cellular component (GO): small-subunit processome; nucleolus
Molecular function (GO): RNA binding
Source: RefSeq, a predicted model, not a curated record